UGCUGGUUAGGCAAAUUCUUUCUUUUUAUUCAAUUUCACAGAGAUUACAGUUUUGAUCUUAUUCACUGUGUUACAUUUCAAUCUAUUUACCGCUGGCAGCUUUGAAGUUGGAAGGAGAAUUUAAAGCGAGGCAGGUAUAGGCUAACAAGGCCUCGCUAAGCCUGUGACAAAAAAGACACAGAGACGCGUUCUGUCUCUCCUGAUCCACAGGGACCGGGAAAGUAGGCCAGGCUCGGUGUCAGACUGCUGCGAGGAUCAGGACGCCAAAGUUGUUGACUUGUGAUCAAAGUUCCUUUUCACACUUUGGAUGUCAAGAAUCUCACAGAGAGAGAGAGAGAGAGUGAGAGAGAGAUUUAAAAUAUUCCUCACACACACACAUGUAGGUUGUAUUUUUAGCAGUGAGGCUUUCCAGAUGAACACUGCGUCACAUAGUGUCAUCCAUAAGCAGCCAGCCUUUUAAUAAAUCAUCUUUUCUGGUGAUGGAAGUUGAACUAUUCACCCCGCCUACCCCAUCACAGACACACAAACACAGACACUUGAAAGAAAGAAGAAAAUCCUAUAGGAGGACUAAUAAGCAUGAGACACUGAUAUUGUAAACUCACUACUACAGACACACGAGUCACUACAGGGAUGUUAUGGUGAUGCAACUGGAGACAACAUUUCUAAUUUUAAAAUGUCAACUCCAGUCCCUAAUGUUAGGAGCAGGGAAUAUUAACAGGGGCAUUAAAUGCAAAUAUGGGAGGAUGAAUAUCUGCUUAGACUCAGAUGUAUUUUGCGCCCUGUGCAGAAGCUCCAUCGUUUCAGUCUCCUCUCAUCUUGUGGAAAUUGGCUCGUUCUUGCACAAACUCUUGCAGAGAAGACAGCCACUCAUCAUUUCUAAGUGAUUAGGCCAAUAAACCCUCCUCCUGCCCUGGGUUAAUAGACAGCCAUUUGACUAAUUUGCAAUUAGGAAGCUCUUUGUAUGUUGACAAACUGUGUUAUCAGGCUCCAGCGCGCAGAUGACCCUGAGAGAGACAGAGGCACCAAAACAGCCAGGAGACACUGGGGUCUCGUCACGUGUUGUUUGCCCCCCCCCUCGGAGUCCUGUCUGACUCCAUCCUGAGUUAUAAUCAGACGGCGAAUCACGGGAUCCCGUGCAGCCCAGCAUGCCGACGCGCGCCGUGCAAGCGCACACCCAGUCCGGCGGUGCCUGGGAUUGGGUGGAGGGAGUGGUGGCUGCGGACGGAGUCUCAGGAUUGGUAGAGUUCACCGCCAAACUUGUUGACUCAUAACUGAGCAGCUCCUCUCCAUCCUUCACGGCGCGGAGCUGUCCAGGGCCAGUGGUGCUGAAACUGCCACCUCCCGACGCGCCGUUGGAAUAAUUUCGUCCAUCCCCCCCCCCCCUCUCCGGGUUUCAUUGCUCUCAUCGAGCCUCUGAAAGUUAUAUGCUCUUGAGUGACACUUCCAGGCGUCUGGUUUAAGCGUCACUUGACGGAUUUCCAUCCGCCGUCGCCGCUCUAUCCAAGAGCGCAUCAAGCCUUCAACUUCUCGGCCCGAUCAAACAGAGGACUCUCCGAACCGCAGCCAUGGCUUUCAUGGUAAAACACGUGGUGGGAGGACAGCUGAAGAACCUGACAGGCGGACUGACGGAGGAGAAAACCGAAGGGGAGAAAUCAGAAGCCGCCGCGCAGGGGAUGACUCAAGAGGAAUUUGAACAAUAUCAGCAACAGUUAGAGGAGGAAAAACAAGAACGAGAAGCUCAUUUUGCCCAGAAGAAAGCCGAGAGGGCUACAGUUAGAAGUCAUUUCCGGGACAAGUACCGAUUACCAAAGAAUGAGCUCGACGAGACCCAGAUCCAACAGGCGGGGAACGACGUGGAGCUGCCCACAGAGCUGGCCAAGAUGAUUGCCGAAGACAACCAGGAGGAAGCGCACAAGCAGUCAGUGCUGGGCCAGCUGUCCAACAUCCAGAACGUGGACAUCGACCAGCUGAAAGACAAAGCCCAGGCCACACUGGAAGACCUCAAAAAGCAGACGGAGAACUGCAGUCUCAUGUGAUUUGGCCAACUCUGUAUCCCAGAGGAUUAGAGUUGUACUUGUACAAAUAUUUUUCAGAGGCAGAGCCGCUCUAGAGAUAGAAAUAUUCUUGUUGCUUCAGUGGAAUGUCAGUUGGCAGAGCCACAUAAUAACAGUUUUUCUAGCGGUGCAAAGUUAGACAGACGCCCUGCGGAAAAGAGAGAAAGGAUGAGGAAGCUGAUAUGUUGAAAUCUGGGGCUCAUAUUACUCACUGGAAAUAAAAAUAGUAUCGUUUAGGCAAACUAGUUUGGUGAGUUUUCCUUCAGUUGAUCUUCAGAUACCGUAGAAGUCAUGAAUGUCAUUCGUAUUUUUAUUGAAAUUAGCUGAGUUGCACUCUGAAAGACUGCGGUUCUUUGGCUCCUCCCAUUGAUUUUGACCAAUGAGAUGAUUUCUGCAUUUAGACCAGUUCCUCCUCUGAGAAAACUUUGUCCAGUGUGUAUCAGAUCCCUUCAUUCCCUGACCUCCCUCGCUCUCUGUACCUCAUGUGACCAGUGAUAGCACAAUAUGAUCCUGCAGCAGAGGUCUCAGGUGUGUGUGUGUGUGUGUGCAGGGUCUUAUUGCUUCCAAACACACAGCAGCUAAUUUCACUGAUGAAUAUGUGUGUCUUCAACAGGAGAGAACACUCAUCAGGAAAAUCAGCUGAACACACGUACGCCAGGCUGACACUGGCUCAUAUGAGGAGGUCAUAUGUGUGUUAUGUUGAAUUUAUGGAAUUUGGUCAUUUAUUUUAGGAUAAAUAAAAUGAAAGAGCCAUUUGAGGGGCUGUUUAUAGUCCACGUAUAAAAGCACAAAAUCUUGAAAUGGGCAAUAUUCAUUUAGAGCAGGAAAUGAGGCUGAACUUUGUCGUAAGUAGCUUACUAAUGUUGGCACCCUGGUGCCCUGAUGAAAACUCCCUGCGAGCUGCAUUAGUCUUAGUGUUAAUCAUUUCCUAAACAUAUCAUUGCAAAGGCUUUUUCAGCUUUUUCCAUACUUCAGUGUGCCUUGGACGUCCGUACAAGGUUGUCUUCUUUUAAGCUCCAAGAUCAGUAAGCUACUUUUUGCAAAACCAGCCACUCUUGUUUUCUCUUGUUUUGUUUUGUUUUUUUUUAAAGUAAACUUAAAAGCAACAAAUAACUUGUAAGCAGACAUAUAUGAUGUCUUACAGGCAGGACCGAUUUGCUGCAUUUUGAAAGCUGUAAGUAACUACAGUAAAGCAUGUACAAUAACUGUGUUCCCAAAUUUAACCUAGCAUCAGUAUCAGCUACAUAGGGAGUAAAUCUGUUUUUGUGCUGCAUUCCAGAUGUUAAAAAACGACAGCUGCUCAGAUGAGUGAAAUGUAAAUGCUUUAGAAAUUGUAUGCCAAAGCCUUUGGUGAAAACACUCGAACCAACAUAAAGGAAAUGGCAUAAAUAUGUCAAACUGUGUAAGUGAAGUGUGUGUUUAAAUCCAACUACGGAGUCCACAUACAAACAUUUAUGUUGUAUAAGAUGUAAAUGUAUCUCCUGUUUGCCUAUAACGUCAACAUCGGCGGGUCAUCGUUCACUCCGUUUUUCAUCAGCUUGCUGGGGUCUCAUAGUGUUGUCAACUGUCACAUGACCUUUGACCUGUCCUCCAUCUGACUGUGGUGCUGUUUUGUGCUGGUGGAUUUUGUGUUGUUUAGACGACGUGAUUAUGUCAAGUGGUGUCUUUGUAAAAAAAAAAAAAAAAAACCUGGUCCUGUGGCUGAGAGUGCUGGUCGCAGCACACGGUCACUGUGAGCUUACUGCGGUAUCCUGUCUCUGCUGUUUCCUAGCCAAACGUACAUGAAGGCGUGGGCGAAUUAAAGGAGGGUGUUGUUGAUGUUGUGUUACAUUCAUAUACACUACAUUUUGCCAGUGUUUGAGUUUAUGUAGCAGUGGUGCUGAGGGUGAUGUCAGCUUUGAUCUCUCAUCUGUCCACACUUUGGUUCUUGUUAUGGUUCAACUGCCAAAAAACAACAAAAAGAAAAAAAAAAGAUUAUAAAAGGUUUACUUUUACAUAUUAAUUACUUACAUAUUUUAUUUUAGAGGAAAUGUGGGCAACAACGUAUUGCCUGUUUUCUCUAAAAUUUGUGGUAAUUUCCUUUUUGCCACGCUACUGCUGAAUGAAAACCAAGGCAACAUUUAGACAUUUACAGUACAGUGGUUAUUGUCAUGUGAUAGAUGAACAGUAUAUUCGUAACAUUUCAAUAAUAUGAAGCAGAGGAAAAGUUGCAAUAAGUCCUUUUAUAAUAAAGUUAUCUGCCAUGUUUGAUUAUAAAACAAUAUUAAUGGGUGGAGCAGAAGCCAUAAAGCAAACUGUUUGCUUUGUAUGAGUGUGUAUGACUUGAAACAAUAAGUAACUCAGUAAUAAUAAUAAUAAUAAUAAUAACAUACAAAUGUAAUUUUUGUGCUGUCACCCUGUGCAGUUGUUUUAUUUUUUUCAGGCAAUGGCUGCCACGACACACACAGUUUGUUCUUGUUCUUUGGCUGGUUAUUUGUUUCAUGAUAUCUCAAUCAUUAUGUCUCUGAAAGUAUUUCAGUGAGUUUUGAGUUUUAACUGCAAUAAACUGAUUUUUAGGA
Lates calcarifer (barramundi perch) is the source of this 4612-nucleotide messenger RNA. It is a transcript of the gene cplx3b, whose product is annotated as complexin 3b. Gene Ontology annotation, cellular component: terminal bouton; SNARE complex. Gene Ontology annotation, biological process: regulation of neurotransmitter secretion; synaptic vesicle exocytosis; neurotransmitter transport. The record is from RefSeq and is a predicted model, not a curated record. The transcript is spliced from 3 exons. Gene Ontology annotation, molecular function: syntaxin binding. NCBI's taxonomy places the organism in Eukaryota, Metazoa, Chordata, Actinopteri, Centropomidae. Bases 1566 to 2036 code for a protein of 156 amino acids.